AGAACUGACUUUGGACGAGCCCCCCCACACCUGCUGGAGUGGAAUAUGUGGCUAUCCCCAAGUCGUGUCCCAAGUCCAUGUCAUCUCGGCUUCUGGGCUGAAGAACCAAGGCGCUGAAGAAGGAGUGGAUUCCUAUGUGAUCAUAAAGUGCGAAGGGGAGAAAAUCCGAUCACCGGUCGUGAAGAAUACUGUGGCUCCAGAAUUUGAUGUAAAAGGACUUUUCUACCGCAAGAAACCGGGACAGCCGGUCAUAAUUCAG
Messenger RNA from Thamnophis sirtalis, 259 nucleotides. Lineage: Eukaryota; Metazoa; Chordata; Lepidosauria; Squamata; Natricidae. The record is from RefSeq and is a predicted model, not a curated record.